CUCCUAACGUGACAUGGCAAAAGCCAAUAGAUAGAGCGCAUUGCCGAGCUGUCCCGACCACCGCUGACCUAUCAGAGGCCUUGGAGUCGAUGCUUCCGGUACCUGGUGUGGACUUCGGAUCCGAAGUGGAUAACCUUUAUCAGAAAGGAUGGAAUUGGGAAAAGGAAAACUUCUCAGGACUGGGCUCAAUGCAUUGUAUCAAGCAAUACACCCAAUUCACGGCCUUGCCUGGACCGAUGGGAAUCAGGUAGUCCUGACUGAUGUACAGCUUCACGGUGGAGAGGCCAAGUUUGGGGACUCAAAGGUCAUUGGACAUUUUGAACAUGUGUAUGGGGUGUCGUGGGCCCCACCUGGGACAGCUGACGUGCCCGCUCUGCUCGCUGUCCAGCACAAGCAGCAUGUCACUGUGUGGCAGCUGUGUCCCCGUUCUACAGAGACAAGCCGAUGGCUGAUGUCUCAGACCUGUGAGAUUAGAGAAUCAUCCGCGCUCCUGCCCCAGGGCUGUGUGUGGCACCCGAAGAGUGCUGUCCUGACUGUGCUCACUGCACUGGAUGUCUCCAUUUGCCACAAUAUUCACUGUGACAGUUCGCAGGUAAAAGCAGACCGCAAUACCCAGGGCCUUAUUCACUGUGCAUGUUGGACCCAGGAUGGCCAGAGGCUAGUGGUGGCAGUAGGCAGCAGCCUGCAUUCUUAUAUUUGGGACAGUGCUCAGAAGACUCUCCAUAGGUGCUCCUCCAGCUCAGUCUUUGAUGUGGACAGCUGUGUGCGCUCCAUCGGAGCCACUGUGGCCUCACAGGUCGCCAUAGCCACCGAACUGCCACUAGCUAAGAUCUGUGGCUUACAUGCAUCUGAAACUCUUGACGUUCCACCUAGUAGUGAAGACUCUUGUCUGUAUACUUCACCAGUUUUUGAUGAUGUGCCCUCUGUGUGUCAGGGGGCAAUCCCUUCUGAGACAUCGGUGUCUCCCUUUUCUUCUUCCUCUUCAGAUCCUCUGGAUCUAACUCAUAUAAUGUUCAAUAGAUCUAAGUCUGAGGGUAAUGCUCUUAUUUGUCUAAGAAAAAAGGACUACGUGACAGGAACUGGUCCAGAUUCUUCACAUUUGGUCCUUGUGACCUUUGAGGACGAGGUUACCCAGACCAGAAAAGUCACCAUUCCAGGCAUUCUGGUUCCUGAUCUAAUAGCGUUUAAUCUUAAAGCGCAGGUCGUGGCAGUGGCUUCCAAUACAUGUAAUACAAUUUUUAUCUAUUCUGUCAUUCCAUCGUUUAUGCCAAACAUCCAGCAAAUUCAUUUAGAGAGUAGUGAAAGACCCAAAGGCAUAUGCUUCUUGACAGAUAAAUUAUUAUUAAUUUUGGUAGGAAAACAAAAAUCCACUGAUUUGACAUUUCUUCCUUCUUCAAAGUCUGAUGAGUAUGUCAUACGCUUGAUUGUUAGAGAAGUAAUGUUGGAAGAGGAGUUUCCAGUGACAUUGAAAGAAAACCUGAGUGGCUACUCUACUUUCAGCUCUCUGUUAAACAAAGCGGAGAGAAAAAAGCUCAUUGAAAAUCUUUCCCCAGAUUUUUGUCACAUAAACAGAGGGCUCUUGUUAACAGCUAAUAACAGUAGUCAAAGUGGAAGGCCCGGGGGUACCCUUAUUCAAGAAAUCAAAAGGCCUCCCUCCAGUGUCUGUGAUGGCUCCAUAGCCCUGGAAACUCUAGAUGCUGAGCCUGUGAACAGGUCAGUAACACCGCCCAGACCCAGCAGCACACCAGACCACACCAGCACCCCGGAACCUCCUAAUUUCCCUCAAAGAGAGAACUUACAAAGGGGAAUUUAUCAGCUCUCUAAGGAACUGGAAAUUAUAUCUAGGAACCUGACUGAAGUCCAGCGAUGUCUUUCUGAACUCACAGACUUCCGACAUAAUGGAAAGAAAUCUUCUCCAGUGUAUCCACUCUCACAGGAUCUGCCUUAUGUCCACAUCACUUACCAGAAAUCUUUUUGUGUAGGUUCUGUUCAAAAAAGAGAUGUGCUUCUCUGCAAUGGCAAACUAAGACUCAGUACGGUUCAGCAGACUUUUGACCUCUAUCUUAUUGAAAUGCUGCAUGACUCCCGCUGGAUCCUUCUCUCUACUGAUAGUGAAGGCUUCAUCCCACUAACUUUCACAGCCACACAGGAAAUAAUCAUAAGAGAUGGCAGCCCCAUGUCAAAUGUUUUCAGAGACUCUGUCUCAGAGUCUUGAUUCCAUUCCUUGUGUUUAAGUCUUCAGAGACGUUACUGCCCAAAGUUUAGACACCACUGGCUGUUCUAACCAGUUAGGCAGUAAGGCCUGAUGUUUUCUUGUAGAGCAUUUGCUGCGUCGCUGUUCAGAUGAGACCAUUGCAAACAAGAUCUGUGUAUCGCCGUGGACUCCACAGCUGGGAUUUGCACUGUUGCACAGAGGUGCCGCGCUUGCCAUGAUUGGCUCAGCUGCCUUUCCCUCCAUUCCCCCAGGCGGAGGCUCACUGCUCUGUAGCAGAGCUCCGUCUUGGUUAGAUGGCUCAGAAAGUGGUGGUUUAUGUAUUCAUGACUGUGUGGUUUUUUUCUAA
This is a messenger RNA of Rhinolophus ferrumequinum (greater horseshoe bat), 2561 nucleotides long. RefSeq names its product WD repeat and coiled coil containing (gene WDCP). The transcript has 4 exons. Gene Ontology annotation, molecular function: kinase binding. The coding region runs from base 149 to 2215 and encodes 688 amino acids. Lineage: Eukaryota; Metazoa; Chordata; Mammalia; Chiroptera; Rhinolophidae. The record is from RefSeq and is a predicted model, not a curated record.